Molecule: messenger RNA, 3006 nt
Organism: Spodoptera exigua (beet armyworm)
Lineage: Eukaryota; Metazoa; Arthropoda; Insecta; Lepidoptera; Noctuidae
Source: the annotation of a GenBank genome assembly
AUGAAACCCGUGAAACAUGACUAGGUUUAUCGUCGAGUGGUGUACAAUCUUAUGCGAUAACACUUAAGAUGCGCCUUAUCUCAGCCAGAGUAACGACUCAUAGAUAUCACAUGGUACAGCUGAAUGACUAACAGUUUGCAGUUAAGUAGGUAGUUGGUACUAGUGAACACGACAGAAAUGUGUCGUUUACUACUGGCGUUAGCAUUAACAUGCUUGCUAUACAUAAACGUGCACACCACGGACACAAACUACAGAUUGAACUCACCACUAAUCCCGUCUGAUUAUCAGAUCUUGAUCACACCGUACUUCGAAACUGGGGACGCGAGACAGUUCACCUUUGACGGUACUGUUAGCAUCCAAUUCAUCCCUAGUUCCACAACGAACGAAAUCAAACUUCAUUCUGAAGAUUUAAUCUUCACGGCUCAAGAUGUUGUCGUCGCUGUAUUCAAUACUGGGAACACAAUACCUCUAAAUGCCAACAAUCCUUUAGAGUUUAACACCAAUUACACCUUUGCUUACAUCAAUUUGGUUGAAAACUUGCAAACUGGAGUUCAAUAUAUUCUGCAGAUCAAGUACCAAGGACCUAUUAGGUCGGAUCUGAAUGGAUUCUAUAGGAAUUAUUAUUUCCAGAAUGGUGUCAAAAAAUGGCUCGGUGCAACUCAAAUGGAACCGACUCACGCUAGGAAGGUGUUCCCUUGCUUCGAUGAGCCGGAACUUAAAGCGACAUUCGUAAUAGGGAUUGAUCGUCCUGCCCACUACCAGCCUUCCUUAUCCAAUACUGAUAUUGAACGAAGAGAAGUUUUGAGCAAUGGCUACAUUCGGGAAAUAUUCUACCCAACCCCGAGGAUGUCGACCUACUUGGUUGCUUUCCUGGUCUCCGAGUUUGAAGCAGCUGCCUCCAGCUUCAAUGGGACCAAUGAGUUUGGAAUUUAUACUCGACCAGAUGCCAAGAACCAGAGUGACUACGCUUUUGAAUUCGGAAAGAAAGUUGUGGAUGCUCUCGGCAGCUAUUUUGGGAUCAACUACUACUCUACAAACAGUCAUUUGAGACUCGACCAUGUCGCGUUAAUCGAUUUCAGAGCUGGUGCUAUGGAAAAUUGGGGUCUUAUUAAAUAUAGGGAAUCCCUGCUUUUGUACGUUCCUGGUCAGUCUACACCGUACUUCAAAUACCGAGUGGCACAAAUCAUGGCUCAUGAGACCACACACAUGUGGUUCGGAAACCUGGUGACCUGUCACUGGUGGAGUAACACAUGGCUGAAUGAGGGCUUUGCUAAUUACUUCCAGGACUACAUAACUUCAUUUGUGGAUCCUUCCGUCGGAGCAGGGAAUCAGUUGGUGAUAGGAUCUGUCUACAGUGCUUACGAUGCAGACAACAGUCCAACUUCACCACCAAUCACGAACAUCGCCGUCAACUCUCCUUCAGAAAUCAGCGGCCAUUUUGGAACGAUCACUUAUCAAAAAGCUGGUUCUGUAAUUCGAAUGAUGCACCAUCUAAUCCAGGAUGAAGCAUUCAAAUAUGGACUUAAUUAUUACUUGACAAUGAACUCAUUUAAUUCCGGUUACCCGGAAAAGUUGUACGAAGGUCUUCAUCAAGGGGUUCAAAGAUACAGUGCAUUAUCAUCUUUCCCGGGUCAUAACAUUUCUGAAGUCAUGAACUCUUGGAUAUCUCAAGCUGGCCACCCUGUAGUGAAAGUGACCAUUGAUUACAGUACUAGCGUUGUUACUUUAACGCAAAAACGCUACUACGUAAACUCAUCCAUAUCCUCAAACGAGACGUACAAGAUUCCCAUCACAUACACUACACAAAUGGCUCCAGACUUCGAGAAUACUAGACCAGUAUUUAUAAUGGAGGAUCCAACAUUUACACUCACGAUUUCCAACCUUAGUAGGGAACAUAGCUGGGUCAUCUUCAAUCUGCAAGAAACAGGUUUGUACAGAGUUAACUACGAUGAUCACGCAUGGAGUAUUAUAAUAUCAGCUUUAAAAGGAGAUGACACCACAAAAAUACAUCCUCUAAAUCGUGCUAAGAUUAUAAACGAUCUCUUUGCCCUGGUGUAUGCUGAUGAAGUUCCAUUCUCAACGCUCUCCAGUGCUUUAGACUAUCUGCCAUUAGAACCUGAGUACCCUGGGUGGUUCGCUGCUUUGAGAGGAUUUAGCAAAAUAUGGCAUUUCUACUUGGGAGAUAACGAAGUGCUACCACACGUUGAGUAUUUCAUACUGCGGCACUUGGAGUCUGGUAUAUCAAGAUUAGGUUACGAAGAAAGGUCUACAGACAGUCUCGAAGACCAGAGGAAUCGCAUGCAGAUAUUGGAGUUUGCUUGCAAAUUGGAACACAGUGGAUGCGUAGAGAAAACUGUUGAGCUAUUCAGGGCUUUAAGACAAAAUGGCACCGAGGUGGCACCAAGCUUGCGUCCUGUGGUAUACUGCACUGCUCUUCGUCAUGGAUCUGCUGAAGACUACGACUUUCUCUGGAACCGUAUGGUGAACACUAAUAUAGCGAACGAGGUCUGGGUUAUUGGAGACGCCUUGGGAUGCACUUCCGACGAAAACAGAAUGAGAAGUUACCUGCUUUCAAUGACGGUAGAAAACAGUCCAAUAAAGGUUCAAGAUUUGACAGUACCAUUGACGAGUGUCCUUAGGACGUAUGGCAACCUGCACGUCGUCAUGGAUGCUUUGAAAUCUAAUUACACGUUGUGGAGCUCUAUAUACCCAUCAAUGGAUACUGUUUUGAGUACUGUUGCAUCGGCUCUCCACACUGAAACUGAUUUUAAUGAGUUCGAAUCCUUCCUAUCGUCUUGCGAUGUCUGCACAGAAGCCUCGAAGACCUCUGGCCGUAAUGCUCUGGUGCAGGCAAGAGCUACUACAGCUUGGGCUAAAACUCAUAAGGCUGACAUAUUGAAAGUCAUCAAAAGUAAUUCCAUCAUGGCGGUCCCAUCUGUCAUUCUAAUGCUAUUAGGGUUGGUUGUACUCCUUUUCAAAGAAUAAUGUGAUAAUAAUUAUUACCUA